AUGCACUGCCACGCGGAGCUGCGGCUGAGCUCGCCCGGCCAACUCAAAGCAGCCAGGCGGCGCUACAAGACUUUCAUGAUCGACGAGAUCCUUUCCAAGGAGACCUGCGACUACUUUGAGAAACUUUCCCUCUACUCCGUGUGCCCGUCGCUGGUCGUGCGACCCAAGCCCCUGCAUUCCUGUACCGGCCCCGCUUCCCUUCGGGCUUACCCUCUCCUCUCAGUGAUCACCCGACAGCCCGCGGUCAUCUCUCACCUGGUCCCCGCCCCCCCAGGAGCUGCCCAGGCCUUGUCCUGCCACCCGGCCUCCGAGGCCGCCUCUGCCGAGGCCCCAGGGGGCGAGGCUCUCGGCAGCAGCGAGUCGGAGCCGGAGCAGCCCACACCGCGGCAGAAGAAGCCCCGCCGGAGUCGUACCAUCUUCACCGAGCUACAGCUCAUGGGCCUGGAGAAGAAGUUCCAGAAGCAGAAGUACUUGUCCACCCCGGACAGGCUGGACUUGGCCCAGUCUCUGGGACUCACUCAACUGCAGGUGAAGACUUGGUAUCAGAACCGCAGGAUGAAGUGGAAGAAAAUGGUUCUUAAAGGUGGACAGGAAGCACCUACAAAACCCAAAGGUCGUCCCAAGAAGAACUCCAUCCCCACAUCAGAAGAGAUCGAAGCUGAAGAGAAGAUGAACAGCCAGGCCCGGAGCCAGGAGCGCUUUGCACCCUCCCAGAGACAGGAGGAGCUCUGUGACCCACAGGAACCAAAAGCAUGCGAUGUCCCCUUAGAGGUGGCAGAGCCCCCCGGCCAGCCCCAGGAGUUGCCAGUAGCCUCUUCGGAACCCCCACCAUCAAGCUAAAAUAAAAACUCUUUUGGGGGAAGGGGGA
Molecule: messenger RNA, 868 nt
Organism: Callorhinus ursinus (northern fur seal)
Lineage: Eukaryota; Metazoa; Chordata; Mammalia; Carnivora; Otariidae
Gene: BARX2
Product: BARX homeobox 2
Biological process (GO): regulation of DNA-templated transcription
Molecular function (GO): DNA binding; DNA-binding transcription factor activity, RNA polymerase II-specific
Source: RefSeq, a predicted model, not a curated record